Molecule: messenger RNA, 1435 nt
Organism: Acaromyces ingoldii
Lineage: Eukaryota; Fungi; Basidiomycota; Exobasidiomycetes; Exobasidiales; Cryptobasidiaceae
Product: thiolase
Exons: 6
Coding region: 93-1358 (421 amino acids)
Biological process (GO): phenylacetate catabolic process; fatty acid beta-oxidation
Cellular component (GO): peroxisome
Molecular function (GO): acetyl-CoA C-acyltransferase activity
Source: RefSeq, a predicted model, not a curated record
CUCUUCCAUCUCUCUCUUAUACACUCUCCAACCGUCUCUCUCUCUCUGCCUCUCAUUUUGCCCUUUCUCUCUCUCUUACUGCACCUGAAAUCAUGACGACGAGGAUUGGCCAACUGGCCCAGCACUUGGACCCGCGGACGUGGUCGGGCAAAGGGCUGGCGGCGCACAGCGUCAAGAAUGAAAAUGACGUCGUCAUCGUGGCGAUUGGACGGACGCCAUUCUGCAAGGCUCGCAAGGGCAGCCUCAAGGAUACUCCAUUUGACGUUUUGCUUCUCGAGACCUUCAAGGGCAUGCUCAGCACUUCUCAGAUUGACCCCAAGCUCAUUGAAGAAGUGGCAGUGGGAAAUGUACGCAACGAAAACGGAGCCUACUGCGUUCGCGCCGCUGCGCUCGCGGCGGGCAUCCCGAACACGGCGCCUACCCUCGUCGUGAACCGGUUCUGCUCGAGCGGUCUCAUGGCUGUCCGAAGCGUGGCCAACCAGAUCCAGGCCGGUGAGAUCGACUGCGGACUGGCAGUGGGAUGUGAGAGCAUGUCGAACCACGCCAAGGAGGAGUGGGGGUACUCGCCUGAGGUCAGCGGUGCCAACCAGGAAGCAGCAGAUUGCAAGAUGCCCAUGGGCUGGACAUCGGAAAAUGUUGCCGGCGACUUCAACAUCUCGCGCGAGAAGAUGGAUGCCUUUGCUGCUCGUUCUCACCAGCGCGCGGCGGCUGCACAAGCUUCGGGCCGAUUUGAUGCUGAGAUCUUCCCCAUCACUGUGCCUGUCUCGCUCGAUGGCGGCAAAGGAGUCGAAAAGACGUACGCGACCGUCUCAAAGGACGAUGGAAUCCGAGCCAACUCGACCCCAGAGGGUCUUGCCAAAAUCAAGCCCGCCUUCCCCCAAUGGGCACCCGCGCAGACGACAGGAGGAAAUGCCUCGCAGCUCACCGACGGCGCUGCGGGCAUCCUUCUCAUGCGCCGCUCCAUGGCCCAGAAGCUCGGCAAGCCCAUCCUGGCAAAGUACGUCGCGACGGCCGUGUCCGGUCUGCCCCCUCGCAUCAUGGGCAUCGGACCCAGCCUGGCCAUUCCCAGGGUUCUCGAAUUGACGGGCAUCACAAAAGAGCAAGUGGACAUCUUUGAGAUCAACGAGGCCUUUGCAAGCAUGGCCGUCUACUGCGAGGAGAAGCUUGAGAUCGACCCAGAGAAGCUGAACGUCAACGGAGGCGCUUGCGCCCUCGGCCAUCCUCUCGGUGCUACCGGCGCUCGCCUUGUGGUCACUGCUCUGAAGGAGCUCGAACGGCGACAAGGACGGGUCGCCGUCGUGAGCAUGUGCAUCGGCCUUGGCAUGGGCGCGGCUGGCCUCUUCAUUCGUGAAGAUUGAGACUGUAUUCAUUUCUAUGUCGUCGUCCAAUGUGAAAACAGUGACGUCCCUCUGAGAGCAAAUCACUUCUUCCCUCC